UAUUACACAAAGAUAACCCAAGUAAACACAAAAUGCAGUUUUUAAGUGAUAAUUUUAUUUAUUAAGGGGAAAAAAGCUAUCCAAACCUUCAUGGCCCUAUGUGACAAAGUAAUUGCCCCCCCCCCCCCCCCUUGUUAAAUAAUGAAUUUACUGGUUAAUCACAUGUUUUGGAAAGCUGAGUUCAAUUUCACUAUCCACACCCAGGCCUGAUUACUGCCAGACCUGUUGAAUCAAGAAAUCACUUAAAUAGAACCUGUCUGACAAAGUGAAGUAGGACAAAAGAUCUCAAAAAGCAAGACAUCAUGCCACGAUCCAACGAAAUUCAGGAACAGAUGAGAAAUAAAGUAAUUGACAUCUAUCCGUCUGGAAAGGGUUACAAGGCCAUUUCUAAAGCUUUGGGACUCCAGCGAACCACGGUGAGAGACAUUACCCACAAAUGGAGAACAUUUGGAACAGUGGUGAACCUUCCCAGGAGUGGCCGGCCUACCAACAUUACCCCAAGAGCGCAGCGACGACUCAUCCAAGAGGUCACAAAAGAACCCACAACAACAUCUAAAGAACUGCAGGCCUCACUUGCCUCAGAUAAGGCCCAGGCAGUGACUCUGACUGUAGCACAGGCCUUUAGAGUGGCCUUUGAGUUGUGGCAGGUUGCUAAGGAAGAGGAAGAGAAGAGAGUGAAGUCCAGCUCAGCUGGAGAAGCAACCAGCAGCGCCGAGUCAGAAAGAUCAAACAACCUGCCUAGUCUCAAAGGAGGAAUCUCCAUAGAUGUUGCCACUGGUAACCUACUGGACCUGGAGGAACUGACUCAUGUUGCCGCGGUUCUGGAAACCAAUGGCAACGAGGAGUUCAAGGUGGACAACCACACUGCUCCCGAGCACAAUGAUGACAACAACACUGUCUGGGAAAUUGAGGAAGACUUGGAUGAAGCUUUUUCUAGACUGGCGGUAUCCCGUACUAACCCCCAGGUCUUGGACAUUGGGGUGACCCCCCAGGAUUGGCUGAUAGAACCUGACUGGGCCAAUGGGAACACACCCAACAAGAACAUGACCAAUAAGAAUGCAUCAAACAAGAAUACCACCAUUGGGGACGACUUCUUUGGCUUCUGAUCGACCACCAGAGGGCGACCAAGAGGCACAGCCUUUUUAGUCUUUGGCCUAAUCCCAAAUCAACCGCUAGGCCCUAUGCUGGAACUAUACUAUAUUGUGUGCACCUGUCAAGUCCUCUCAGAUCUCCACAAGUGCACAGGACACAGGGUCUAGGGGUCGAUUUCGGAUUGGGCCGUAGAAGAGUUGACUGGUUCCAUUCCAAACCGAUCCCUUGCCUCUGUCCUUAUUCCCUAGUUGACUCCCUCUCCCUUAUAGAUCUGAAAGGACUGCAUAGGUUGAGAGCUUUGGUUGAGGUUCUAUCAUAUUGUAGAUAUACAUGGGGUCGCCAGGAAGAGUCUAUGGGUAGACGCUAGGGAUUAUGGGUAGACGCUAGGGGUUAUGGGUAGAUGCUAGGGAUUAUGGGUAGACGCUCAGGAUUUGACUUGGUACCUUAUAUCUUUUUAUAAACUGGGUGCUUCAAGCCCUGAAUGCUGAUUGGCUGAAAGCCAUGGUAUAUCAGACUGUAUACCAC
Molecule: messenger RNA, 1617 nt
Organism: Salvelinus namaycush (lake trout)
Lineage: Eukaryota; Metazoa; Chordata; Actinopteri; Salmoniformes; Salmonidae
Product: low density lipoprotein receptor adapter protein 1-A-like
Exons: 6
Coding region: 303-1106 (267 amino acids)
Cellular component (GO): early endosome
Source: RefSeq, a predicted model, not a curated record